AUGGAUGGCUCUGACGAACAAGCAGCUCCGAAGGCCGGGAUCGCUGGAAGCAACCAGCGGCGUCUGUUGCUGGAAGUGCUGCGGGCAAACCUCCGUGUAAGGAGUAGCUCAGCGGUUGGGAAGGCGUUUAGCCAGACAGCGCCCCUGAAUCAGCAUACAGCACACCAGGCCGCUGCUUUUAUGCCACGCCUUGACGGACUUGCACCGACUAUGGCUGCUGCUGAACACAUUACUGCCAUGCGCGCCGCAGUACAUCACCAGCACGGUGUUACAAGGAUCGAGCAGGAGAGAGCCCUUGACGCUGUCUCCAUCGCUCGAGAGAGUGCUUCACGGCAGGCGCGUGCUGCUACUCGUAGCCACCCUGCUCCCGAGAGCGUUUGUUCAACAAAUCUUGCGAAAACUGACUGCGGAGAGAGGUGCAAAGCAGCCCGUGACAGCGCAUCUUCGUCCUCCUACAACAAGCCAGCCCCGGAGGUUGGCUUCCAGCGUGGCCUUAGCACUGCUCUUUUCGCGAAGCUGGCGGAGACGCUCUCCGUGGAGAAGGGACCGCUCAACUUCUUGACUUGGGAAGACGGCAGCUGGUACUGCGGCCAGCUCACUGGAGGCGCUCUGGACGGAGUUGGAGUCUACCGAUACACCGAUGGCUCAGUCUACUGCGGCCAGUGGGCGCAGGAUCGGCUGCACGGCUAUGGGGUCUUCAUCGCUCCCAACGGAUUUUUGUACAGAGGGCACUUCGAGGGGGACAGGCAGAACGGACCAGGUUCGCCUCUUGCCUUUUCGCAUCGGUUAGAUUUGCUGGCUCGCCCGUUUCUCUCCUCAGGAGGCUGCCAGUCCGUCGAGCAAGUAGUUGGGAGCCAAACGCUUCUCGCUCUGUGCCUCUGCGCUGUUGCCUGUGCAGGUGUUUUCGUGUUCCCCCAAGGAACCACCUUCUUCGGUCACUUCCGCAAUGGGCGUCUGCACGGCUUGUCGUGCUACGUGUCGCCCUCCGGAAAGUCUCGAGUGCUGCUUGGCGAGUGGCGAGAUGGCGAGUUUCAGAGAACGCUUCCUCUGCAAUGCCGAGAUGCUGAAUUCUAUCGCCGAGCAGCGGAGACAGUCGACCUCCUCCAGGCCGCGUGGACUCCCCUGCCCAUCCCCAUGCCCGACGCGCGCACUCUUGAGUUGCCGAUUAGGGAGGAGCGAACUGCAGCCUGGAGUGGAAGAGCGGAGCAGGCCUGCGGCUCCGCCGUGCUCGAGGCGCUGCGAACAGAGCUCCCAAGCAGCCUGCUGCAAAUCGCGGCAGAAGCUGCAGCCGAAGACGCCGUGCAGGCUCCACUUCGCCAAGCGGAAAGGCGCUCCAGCGGCAGCCCAGCAGCAGGCGCAUCCAAGCCCCCUGUGCGGAAGCGCAAAGCCAGCGUCUCGAGGCUCCAGUGCACACAAGCCGGAGAACCAACUGCCCGCUGCAGGGCUAAUAAGGCUGCAAACGCGGAGGCCAGCGGCUCCAGCGGAGGAGCCUCGGCCCCCCCCCAACGCGCCACAACCACCAAGGCUCAACUGCUGCGUUGGGAAAGCGAGGCUCGAAAGCUGCCGCGAAUUCCCCACUUGAACUACAACCGCGUCCUCGGCCGCUGGUAUGCACGCGUUCGUGAUCCAGCAAGCGGUCGCCGCAUUUGGAAGGGUUACACUUGCGCAGUUCACGGCUUCUUUCAGGCCAGAGAUAUGGCGAUCGACCGCCUGCGACAGUUCAGCCAGCUCGUUUCGUCUCAGGCGAAUGAGGAGCUGGACGCCAGCGAGCCUGCGGAAGACUUGCACCUCUCAGCGGCCUGCGCCACAGAGGUCGAACAGCUCGUGAUCCAGCUGCGUGGUGGGGAAGACGAACGCAGUGCGGAGCCUCCCAAAGCGGAAGUAGCUCCAAACGAGUGCAGCAGCAGCAUUGCUGGCACCCUCUCAUCAGAAGAAACGCACGUGUCAGAAGGAGCUCCUCCUGCGCGGCUGAUCGUGGAGGGGGAUGCCUCUGCAUGCGCUCCGGACGCUCCGGCUGCCGUCGAUCCAAGGGCCUCCGCAGAAGGCUCUGCAGGGCCUAAGGUGCUCUCGGAGAAAGCAGAAUCAGCCUGUGGAGCCGCGAAUACGCUGCUUGCUGCCGGGUUGUCAGUGGGCGAAAAAACUGCGGUGCAGACUCAGCGGAAGACCACAUCCUCUGGCAAUGCCGAGGUCGCACCCACAGCGACCCCGCACAGCGUCAUUCCCUUGUCUUGGGAAAAUAGCUUGAAAGAACACUUGUGCGCCGCUGGCAGCACUGCUGAGCUGUCCUUUUCGUCAGACUGCCUAGGAGCCACCUACUUCAAGCCGAAUACGGCGAGGGCGCAGGAUGAGGAGAGCCUUUCAUGCAGUCGUUUGACAACGGCGGACUGUAGUGACACAGCACUGAGUCGCUGCAUCCCUUCUUAG
Molecule: messenger RNA, 2424 nt
Organism: Cyclospora cayetanensis
Lineage: Eukaryota; Apicomplexa; Conoidasida; Eucoccidiorida; Eimeriidae
Exons: 1
Coding region: 1-2424 (807 amino acids)
Source: RefSeq, a predicted model, not a curated record